Messenger RNA from Leptomonas pyrrhocoris, 1941 nucleotides. RefSeq lists its product as hypothetical. The transcript has a single exon. NCBI's taxonomy places the organism in Eukaryota, Euglenozoa, Kinetoplastea, Trypanosomatida, Trypanosomatidae. The record is from RefSeq and is a predicted model, not a curated record. Bases 166 to 1941 code for a protein of 591 amino acids.
AGAGUUUUUCUUCUUGUGAGCUUCGCGGCGGUGUAUGGGAAGGCGCCGCGUUUGGUGCGGAAUGGAUGCUUUAUCGCUGUCGUAAAAGAUCGAAAAGAGAAAAUUGAAUCACCUCCACGUAAUUGGAGGAAACACACGCACACGCAGCUCUAAGGGAGGAGUGUCAUGCAUGCCCGUAUUGAGCGAGCAGUGCACGCGGAGCAGCACGCCAUCGCCGAGCACCGAUUCCAUGCGAAGGUCACAGCGUCGUUGCAGCACCUCGUCGCGGCGAUACACCAGGCGCCGCCGGUGCUAGCGGCGAGUCCAGGCGCCGUGGACAGAGACGAGAGGAAUGACGACGACGUCAUCGCUUACUGGACCAAACCUGAGCUGCCGCGUGUGGUGUCCGCCUUGUGCGAGUUGGAGCGACUCGUGCAGGAUCGCGUGUCGCCUGCUUUUCCGCAGCGCAUGGGGUUUUCCCCUCCACACGACGAGUCCACUACUGCGAAAGAAGACGCAGAACACAGAACGUUGUACACCGCGUUGGUGGGCCAGCUGGUGUCGGAGCUCGUGGCACCGGUAAUGAAGUCCUUCUGCGCUGCCAGCAUCGCCGCGUUAGCGGAGCCGUCGUCCGCGGGGGAGGGCACCAGCGAUGUGCAAGUGCGGUUUUCUACCACAGCAAAGGGUCUGUUCUCCCAUGACGGUGCACUGCGCCUUCCGGCGGACGUCUACGUGGGAUGGCGGUGCUGCUCUCGCCUGCUGGAUUCCUUCCGACGACAGCUGGGUGUCAGCGAGGAGGACAGCGGUGCGGGGUGGUUAGAUGCCGCGUCGGCAGUGCUGGACGGCCUCCACCGGACCGCGUUCCAGAUCUCCACGGCGCCCGCGGGCCUGACAGUGAACGGAGGUGAUUACAAUACGAUGAUGCUGAGGAUGAUGACGAACUUCAAGCGGCGCGCGAAGGUCUGCGCACGCGUGGCGCACUGCUAUUGGUGGUGGUGGCGCUUCACUUAUGCCUUUGGUGAGGCGCGGGGAUGGGUGGAUGUGGCUUCGUCUUCUCCUCCUUCGACUCCAUCGCCGACCAGCAAGGAUGAUUUCCUGCAGCUGUGGUGCACGGGUCGCCGGUGUGCGACGAGCCUCCUCAGCGGUGUGGUGUUGCCGACCGCCGCUUACGUGCUGCAGACGUCCAUGGCGGCUUUGGUGUUCGACACCGACUACAACAAGUACAUCAACGCUGGCGGCGCUGCUGCUGCUGCUGCAAGCGUGCGGGCUCAGUGCGUUGUCGAUGCGGUUGCCGAGGUUCGCAAACUUGCCGCUGACGCUUUCCCUCACGUGGAUGGUGUCGGUGUUGGUGUCGGUGUCGGUGCAGGUGCCCCAACCACCUCCGCACGCGGCGACAACCGCAGCAACAACGGUGCCGAGCGAGCCGCAACGCACGCGGCGUGCGCUUCCGCUGUCGGCAACCCCACGCCGGCGGUGAUCGGUUUUGUGGGUCUCGUCGUGCACGAUGCCCUCCGCCCUCUCGCCGAGCGGGUUCUCGAUGAUCCUGCCGCGCUUCUGGCACGUGCGCCUGCGGCCACCGUGGGGCCACAUACAACGACCGCCACCGUUGCUGCUGCGGCUGCUUCACAGGAUGGCUGGGACGAGAGUGAUGAUGGCGACUGGGAGGAGGUGCCGGUGCUGGGCAGCGCCACCCCGUCGGUGUCGCCUAACGUGCGUGACGACCACGCAGACGCAGAGAAGAGCAGCGCAGCGGAGACGGCGCGCGGCUCUGCUGUUGAUCCUGCCGAGACAGCAGUAGCGGCAGUUACUUGCACACCAUCAUCAUCACCGCAGUUAUCGCCACCGGUGAUCACCUGCGUGCGCGACGCCCUCGUCUUUGUGCUGGACACGUUGGAGGCACAAUGUGGACAGGAGAUGGUGCGACAGGACACUAUCGCAAUGACGCUGAGGCGACUGCUGUAG